AUGGGUAAUUUACCUUCAGAAAGACUAUCUCAGGCAUUUCCUUUUAUCAAUGUAGGAUGCGAUUACGCUGGUCCCUUUUAUUUGAAGGAAGGUAAGGCUCGUAAGCCAACUGUAACCAAGGCUUGGAUUUGCAUAUUUGUAUGCAUGGUUACAAAGGCAGUCCAUAUUGAGUUAGUGACAGAAUUGAGUACUCAAGCAUUUUUCUUAUGUUUUAAGAGAUUUAUAAGUAGAAGAGGAAAACCAAACAUGAUUUUUUCCGAUAAUGGAACCCAGUUUGUAGGCUCGAACAAUGAACUUUUGAAUUUCUUCAAGUCUAAUGGUGAUUUGAUCACUUCGCAUUUUAGUAAUGAGCGGAUAACUUGGAAAUUUAUUCCACCAAAGGCGCCCAAUUUUGGAGGCAUUUGGGAAUCAUGCGUUAAGAGUACGAAACAUCAUCUAAAAAGAAUAAUAGGUAAUAGUCAAUUGCGUUAUGAAGAUUUUUCAACAAAAUUGUGUCAGAUUGAAUCCAUACUCAAUUCCAGACCACUUACCCCCCUUUCCUCUAGUCCUGAUGAUAUGUCUCCACUCACGCCUGCGCAUUUUCUCAUUGGGCGACCCCUCACAAGUUUGCCUGAAUCUAAUUAUGUAGAUAUUCCUGAUGGUCGAUUGAAGGUGUAUCAGCAAAGGCAAAAGAUGGUACAGUUAUUCUGGAAACGAUGGAGCAAUGAGUAUAUCAAUGGCUUGCAGACUAGGUUGAAAUGGAAGGUCAAUGGUUCCAACAUCAUCAAGAAUGAAGCAUUGGUAUUGGUAAAGGAAGACAACGUACCUCCUCUGAUGUGGAAAAUGGGAAGAAUCGUAAGUCUCCAUCCAGGUGAUGACAGCGUUGUGCGCGUUGUGUCAGUGCGCUACAGCGACGGUAGCAUUCUCAAAAGGCCUGUAACAAAAGUGUGUGUUCUUCCGAUUGACGAGAAUAUGAACUCAAUUUGCGAGAAGAAGGAAUGUUAA
Molecule: messenger RNA, 984 nt
Organism: Coccinella septempunctata (seven-spotted ladybird)
Lineage: Eukaryota; Metazoa; Arthropoda; Insecta; Coleoptera; Coccinellidae
Exons: 1
Coding region: 1-984 (327 amino acids)
Biological process (GO): DNA integration
Molecular function (GO): nucleic acid binding
Source: RefSeq, a predicted model, not a curated record